This is a messenger RNA of Folsomia candida, 811 nucleotides long. RefSeq names its product cytochrome c oxidase subunit 6B2. The transcript is spliced from 3 exons. NCBI's taxonomy places the organism in Eukaryota, Metazoa, Arthropoda, Collembola, Entomobryomorpha, Isotomidae. Gene Ontology annotation, cellular component: respiratory chain complex IV; mitochondrion. The record is from RefSeq and is a predicted model, not a curated record. Bases 188 to 445 code for a protein of 85 amino acids.
AGUUUGAGGUUUUGCAUAGAGCAGACCCUGGCUGAGCCAGCCGGGAUGGUUUGAUUUGAUCGGCCAUUCUAUUCCUCUUCUCGACCUGAAAUAAAUACGCUCGGGUUGAUCUUUGCAUUUCGAACGCCUUAUUUUGUCGGUCAAUCAGGGCUCCGGCUCCAGUUCACUCUUGUUCCAGAAACUUGUUAUGCCAGAAGCUCUGAAAAUGGGGAAGGAGGAAGAAUUACUAAAAACGGCACCUUUCGAUCCACGAUUUCCAAAUCAAAAUCAAACAAAACAUUGUUACACUAGUUUUCUGGAUUACAAGCGCUGCGUAAAGGCUCGUGGGGAGAAGUAUGCGCCGUGCGACUACUUUAAAAAAGUGUACACUUCACUCUGCCCGUUCGCCUGGGUGGAGAAGUGGGAGGAACAGAUUUCAGAGGGCAAGUUCGCUGGCAACAUCUAAAAUCUUGUGAAUAUCCACUUUAGUCAACUUAUUAUUAUAAAACUAUUAAUUCUGUCGUGAAAAAUACAGAUUCAAUUAUUCGGAAAAUCGUGUAAAAAUAAAUGUAGAAGAUCGAAAAUGGUUUAACUAUUAUUAUUUUAAAUUAAGUAUGAAAAAACUGCCAUGUUAGACUUGACUGGAUUUCGGGCAAGGAAAAAUUGUUAGUUUUGGACACUUAUUUCUCUUUCCGUUCUAACGAUUCACCCGUAUUAAACUAGUAGAAAUAGAAUUGUCGUAAAAGUUUAGGUUAGGAUUUACCUUAAAAUUGGUAUGAUUUGCAAUUGAAGACCUUAUAUACGAAUAAAAUUGCAUUGAUGGAUGGUUAAA